This is a messenger RNA of Schizosaccharomyces cryophilus OY26, 1739 nucleotides long. RefSeq names its product GTPase. The record is from RefSeq and is a predicted model, not a curated record. Bases 285 to 1739 code for a protein of 484 amino acids. Gene Ontology annotation, biological process: tRNA methylation; tRNA wobble uridine modification. Gene Ontology annotation, molecular function: GTP binding; protein binding; GTPase activity. NCBI's taxonomy places the organism in Eukaryota, Fungi, Ascomycota, Schizosaccharomycetes, Schizosaccharomycetales, Schizosaccharomycetaceae. The transcript has 2 exons. Gene Ontology annotation, cellular component: mitochondrion; cytoplasm.
UUGGGAUUUUUUUUCUCUCAAGGAUCUUUUUAUUUUUGUAUUUUUUUUAUUGUAUAUUUCACACGUAGUAAGUGAGAACAUAUGAAGUAGCAUGAAAAGAAUAUUGAUUUGUUAUAACCUAUAAACUCUACUGAGCUUAUUUGAUACUGUAUUUUCAUUAAAAAUUUAGUUUGCUUCUAUUUUUUUCUGUACUUUUAUCAAAGUUCUACACGCAAGCUCAUAAGGGAAUACGAGUCGGGUCUUGAAGACUUCUUUGUAUGAAAGAUUGAAAAAGAGGUAUAGUAAUGCAACGAUUUCAAGGUAUCUCUCAAUUUGUACCGACGAUUUAUGCUUUAUCGACUCCUGUAGGUCGUGCAGCCCUUUCGGUUGUCCGUGUUUCAGGACCUUCUGCCAGUAAGGUAAUUCAAAAAUUGACUGGAAAGGUACCACCUCCGCGCUUGGCAUCUUUGCAAACCAUAAAACACCCUAUACGGUCUCAAAUUGUUGAUAAAGCAUUGAUUCUAUAUUUUCAGAAACCGGCGUCGUUUACCGGGGAAGACAUAGCAGAGUUCCAUUUACACGGCGGUAGGGCAAUUAUUGCUGAAGCAUUGGAUGCAAUUGAGCAAACCAAGUUGCCGAAUUUGCGAUAUGCAUUGCCUGGAGAAUUUUCAGAGAGAGCGUUCUAUAAUGGAAAAACUGACUUGACGCAGUUAGAAGGACUUGCUGAUGCCAUUGACGCUGAAACAGCAGAGCAACUCUAUGCUGUCUCACAACAAGCUCAUGGCGACCUGUAUCGUAUAUGUUUCCAAUGGAAGAAUAAGUUAGUCGAAAGCAGAGCACUUUUGGAGGCUACCAUUGAUUUUUCAGAAGAGCAUGAAUUGGAUCAAAAAGAGUUCGAUCCUAUAUUAAAGGAAAUUCAAAGCUUAACUAUUGAAAUGGAACGUCAUCUGUCCAAGGCAAGACCGACAGAAAUCCUUCGACAAGGCAUUCGAGUAGCUGUAGUGGGACCACCAAAUGCUGGUAAAUCAAGCUUGGUGAAUUAUUUGGCAAAGCGAAAAGUAUCCAUUGUUAAUGAGCAGCCAGGAACCACUCGAGAUGCUAUUGAGACAUUGUUGGAUAUUCAUGGCUUUCCGGUGUUCUUAAGCGACACGGCUGGAUUCCGACAAGGACCAGACGUUCAAGAAAUCGAAAGCAUUGGGAUUGAGGUUGCGAAAGAAAAGGCAGAACAGGCCCAGGUAAUUUUACUUAUAUUACCUUCUGAAACCUGGACCGGAGAAUCAUGUGUUUUAGAAAGCGAAAUUUUUGACCUUAUCGAAAAUUUUAAAGCUCAGAAGCAACAUGUUCAUGUGCUGUUAAAUAAAACCGACCUCGUUCAGGAAGCGUCUGAAGCAGCGGGCCCGGUGCGCAAAUUCCUGCAUCAGGCGCUUAACAUCCCAUCAUCACAUAUCCACGAGGUGUCUAUUAAAAGUGAAAAGGGUCUUGAACAAACACUCGAUGCGCUGGCAUCAUCAUUCCGAAUUAUUUCACGUGUGCAGACUGAGAACAACGGUGACACUGGAUAUGGCUGGAAUCAACGUCAAAGAGAAGCAUUAAAAGAAUGCAUAAAACAUUUAAAGAUAUCCCUUAAUCAUGCUUCCGACGUGGUCAUAAUAGCAGAAGAAAUGAAACUUGCGACUGAUGAAAUUGGUCGUAUUACUGGAGCAGUGAACGUUGAAAGUUUGUUUGACAUUAUUUUUUCUAGGUUUUGUGUAGGAAAAUGA